Micromonas commoda is the source of this 528-nucleotide messenger RNA. RefSeq lists its product with no specific name. The record is from RefSeq and is a predicted model, not a curated record. The transcript has a single exon. The coding region runs from base 1 to 528 and encodes 175 amino acids. NCBI's taxonomy places the organism in Eukaryota, Viridiplantae, Chlorophyta, Mamiellophyceae, Mamiellales, Mamiellaceae.
AUGCUGGGUCUGGAUUACAGCUCGUCCGAUGAAGACGACGACGACGCAACGAACGUGCAGGCUCCCACCGUCGCGGCGGAGGCUGACAAGCGCGGGGUGGAAGCCGGAGAGACGCCGCUGCAGAAGAUGGAGGGCGCGAGGGGCGCGAGCAACCCCGGAAGGACAGGCGCCGGGGUUUCGUCUGCGAGCGAUCACCGGCCGUCGACGAUCCUUCCCAGCGCUUUCGACUUGCUCGAAGCGACUGGUCCUGGAGGCGUCGGUAGCAUGACGCAGCACUACAGCAGGCCCGGACCUCCGGGUGGGGGGGCGCAGCAUAGUGGCACGGCAGUGACUGGUGUCAAGAGACCGGCGAAUGGUCAGUUCCCGUUGCCGAGCGUCCCGCAGAAGAGCGGUCGUGGCGGCCAGCAGAGGAAUGUUAGCGGAAAACCCGUGAACACGCUCCUUCCGCCGCAGCUGCGCGGCAGGGCGAACAACGCGACGCAGGAUCUGGAGGCGUUGGGAUUCAAGCGAAAGCCAAAGCCACUGUAG